AGAAAGAGAGAGAGAGAAAGCGAGCGAGCGAGCACACACGCACGCACGCACACGGAAACACUUGACAGGCGUCGUGCACGAGCGAUGCUACUCCGUUAUUCUAGAAAACUGAAUCUGUUUUUUUAUUCUUUUUGUAAAACCUGAUUUUUUUUUACUUUAAAUCAGACGAAAUUAGACAAGUUCUAAUUAACUACCAGAAGGCUACAAGUGGCCGAGAAGACAGAAUUUAAUUUUAAGAUUUGUAAUUGAUUUAUUCUUUUAUUUCUGGAUUUUUUUCGUUUUUUUUUCUUUCAAUAGGAAUUAUCAUCAUCAUCAUCAUCAUCAUCAUCAAGUGUCCCAAAUCCUCUAGAGGGAAAACAACGGAGCGAUCUGACCGACUAAACCCAUCCACAAAAGACACGCCAUGCUCUCCUUAGACGAGCCGCUGGACCUGAAGGUCUCCUCAAACCGGGACAGAAUGCACAGGACGUCUAUCUGCGCCCCGCUCCGAUUCGCCCGAACCAGGGUACCCCGCCCGUCACGCAGCUCUGACACGGAUAUGUCAGACUCUCCCACAUCCUCGAGGCCAGACCUCAGUGCGUGUCCCUCCUCGUCUCCUCCCUCUCCUCAGCACUCCUCUUCCAGCUGCGGUCCCCUGUCGCCCCCUCAGGCCAGGGAUUCAGAGACUAUGGGUUACCUGGAGGGUGAGGCUUCUCCUCCUCCACGUCCUCCAGGAUUCCAGUUUUUUCUACCAAUCGGGGCAGGGGGCAGCCUCCUCCCACCCAGCUCUAUACUCAGCGCUCAGCGCUGGGACAGACGCGAUUCUCCUGAACCGGCGGAGGAACAGCUCGCCUGCCGCUGGCUCCGGUGCCAUCUGCUGUUCGAAUGCCUGCAGGAUCUGGUGGAUCACGUGACCGAGUCCCACGUGAAGCCUGAGAGGAGCUCAGGCUACUGCUGCCACUGGGAAGGGUGCGCGCGCAAGGGCCGCGGCUUCAACGCCAGGUACAAGAUGCUGAUCCACAUCCGCACACACACCAACGAGAAACCCCACCAGUGUCCUAUCUGUAGCAAGAGCUUUUCACGCCUGGAGAACCUCAAAAUACACACGCGCUCACACACAGGAGAGAAGCCGUAUGCGUGUCCGUACGAGGGUUGUGGAAAACGGUACUCCAACUCCAGCGACCGCUUUAAGCACACACGUACACACUACGAGGACAGACCCUACUGCUGCAAGAUGGUCGGCUGUCCCAAGCGCUACACAGAUCCCAGUUCCCUCCGUAAGCACAUCAAAGCUCACGGCCACUCCGUCUCGACAGGUCCCGAGCCGACGGUCACAACCAGCGAUCCUCCGACCUCUCCCGCUUCAGGAGCCAGAGCUCAUCUGGUGUUGCCCGGGGCCGCACUGGCUCUUCUGCAUGCCUUUACAGGGCCACUCAUGGCACUCGGUGCCUCACCACUUGAUCUCUCCAUGUCUGCAGGGCACACGGGGGCAGAGGCUGUGCUCCGUCACAACAUCAUGGCUCCAGGGCUGGGCAAGGCACCUCUCUUCGACCCUUUACUGCUUCCAUCGUUUGGGCUGGAGGCCAAACAAAGGGUCUUAAAGGAGAAGGGUGCCGAUGAUGAGGAUGAGAAUGAGAACAGGGAGGUAGAGGAAGGACGCAACGCUUUGUCCUGGGUGUUUGUCCCGCCGGGUAUGAUGAUGCUCAAGCAGGCCAUAGUCAGCUAGACCAGGAUCAUGUCGGAAGUCACGUGAUCUGUAAAAAUGGUAUAAUCAAAAACAUGUAAACCACCAUCAUUCAUAGAUUCAUGCUCAUCUAGCUCAUUUUAAAAUCUUGACGCGAUUCGAGUUUUUCGAAGCACAUUCUAAUAUAACAGCAUAUUUCGGGCAGAAAACAUAAGAAACCUGCAGUAUUUUUCUUUGCGCUAUAAGCAUUUUCACAUCCCUUCAGACGUGUAUGGAUUAAGAUACGAUCCAGUACUAAUUUGAAUUUUAAACAUCAGUCGUGUUUAACAAACACAAAUAUGGUUUUUGCACAUCCUCCUUCCUGCUAGGAACAAACACUGAUUUAGCACUAAUUGUGAUCUAAAGACCCACAGUGACCAAACAAUGAGUACGCAGUACGCAGGAUGCAGUGUGAGAUAAGAAAGUUAUACUGUAUGUAUGUGCGUGUGUGCGUAUACACCUUCCAUACUUGUCUAGUUGUUUGAUCAGCUGCCACAGAUUAUGUGUUAACAAGAAACUGAGAAUAUGAAUGACGACGAUCUCAAACAGAUUCAGAGUGCAGGAAUGCGGAAGUUUGAAACCUGCCUACUGGUAUCAUUACUGGAUCCUGCUAACAUUUAAAGAUAAAGGUGUUGUGACGUUAAAAACCUCCGGUAGAAUUACACAGGGCAAACAAAAACCCAAGUUGACAGUGUUUCUUUAUUUACGAAACCACCCUAAGCAAAUCAUUAUUAUGGGAAUUUAACGUUAUUGCAAAUUCUUAUCUCUUCGUGCAGUUACAGUUCCGCCCCCCCCCUUCAUACUGACAGCUUUCACCAGGAAGGCGACAAAAAAAACAGUACGAGGGCCAUUCUGAUACCAGAUGAUGGUCUCUAAUGACCAGCUCCUAACUAGUUUUGCACAAACAUUGUCAUUACCUCCAUGACCGUCGUGUUGUUCAGUGAACAGUUCAAGUGCCUUUAUCAUGAGCUUAUUGCUGUGCUUUGUAAUAAUCGACCGACCCGUGCAUGUAACGGCAGCUUAAAGUGGUCUCUUUCUUGGACAUAUGCUUUUAUCCAUAGGCAUUUUCGUGCCGUUUUCAAGUACUCUCAUAUAUUCCGCCUGGCCAAACAAACAAACAAACAAACAAAAAUUUGUUUUGAUUACAAAGCGCAAUCUGAUGGCCAAGUCAUGUCUUUCAUCAUUUGAGUCUUGGAAUAUACCCGUGCCAUCAGGAGAGAAAAGCUCUAUAGAUGUGAUAACUUGGUCAUUCAGGUCGCCAGCUGACUUUAUUUUAUUGCCACGAUGCUGAGUCUAGACCUGAGCAACUGAAGCAACCCCAGAUCAUAACACUGUCUCCAGAGGCCCCUGUGCAUGAUGGGUGCACAUCGCUUUCUUUCUUUCUUUUUUUUUUUGGCCUCACUGUCCAAACAGUGGAAUGUCAGUAACACCUUACACUUAGGAUUAGAUCAGCUAAUAAGCUGACAUUUGUUUUCUGAGACAGAAAUGCAGUUUUCACAAGGUGAACUGGGUGGCAGUAUUUAAUUAAUUCUAUGCAAAUUACGUUAGCAGUGCUGUACAGCGACACUUGCAGAAUUGGAAAAUGUUUAACUAUUACUUGUUAGGGCACGUCUAUGAUGCAGUAAAAUCAAGUUCCCCAAAUAUGACAUGGGAUUUCUUUUUACAUCCCCAACACAAAACAUAAUGAGAGUCAUGUAGGUAUGUACACAUGGUUUUAUUCAGUAUUUUGUAUGGCUUUGUGUCUGAUGGUAAAUCAGGCAUUUACUGCUGAAGGAGACCACUGGACACUGCUGUGACUUGCACCAGACAUGCUGCAGUCACUUCUAAGAACUUCUAAGCCUUUUCCCAAAAAUCAGGUGUAUGUGCAACUGGUUACACAAAGCUACACCUGUACGUUAGGCAUUCCAGAUGUUUUGUACACUAUAUGUAUGUAUGAAGGAACUUAAAUGUCACGUAUGCCAAUAUGUGUAUUUUUCCCGACAUGUGUUCUAACAAUGAGCAUGCAGAUUGUUUCAAAAAGAGAUAUUGUCAUGCAAGAUUUUGACAAUUAUGAUAAUGACGAUGACUGGCAGCGUCUAAUAAAUUAAACAGAGGCAUAUAAUAAAG
Messenger RNA from Clarias gariepinus (North African catfish), 3808 nucleotides. RefSeq names its product GLIS family zinc finger 2a (gene glis2a). Gene Ontology annotation, molecular function: RNA polymerase II cis-regulatory region sequence-specific DNA binding; DNA-binding transcription factor activity, RNA polymerase II-specific. Gene Ontology annotation, cellular component: nucleus. Gene Ontology annotation, biological process: regulation of transcription by RNA polymerase II; smoothened signaling pathway. NCBI's taxonomy places the organism in Eukaryota, Metazoa, Chordata, Actinopteri, Siluriformes, Clariidae. The transcript has 7 exons. Bases 404 to 1705 code for a protein of 433 amino acids. The record is from RefSeq and is a predicted model, not a curated record.